AUGGCUCGUCGCAUUGUCCGCACGGGCUUACAGCUCGGAGUAAUCGUCACGGUUAUCUUCUUCCUCGUCUUCUUCCUCGAUAACCGCUACCGGGUGCUUCCACAAUCUAUCCAUAGCCACCUCCCCCUUCACCACGAAGGCCUCAUCAUCACCGACAUUACGGUGAAGACAUGUUCCAAGAUUAACCCGCUUUCCACCUGUCGACUGGAUCCCGAGCAGUGGAACCGCAUUGAGAAGGACUUGUACUUGAAGGAAGGGUGGUUUUCGAAGGCCUAUGUGCAUGUGAAGCGCAAGCGAGAAGAGGAGCUCAAGGAGGACGAUAAAGUCAUCAUAGACGUACGCAGCGGGAAGCUUGACCCUUCUAUAGGAGAGAAGUCUCAAACGAAAGAGAAAUGGGAGUCUCGUACUGGUGGCAUCUGGCUGAAACGGUCUUCCAAACGUCACGCGAGCGACUCUAAGAAAGCAAUAACAGCCGUAGAUGUGCUUUUCGGCGCCGAUGCGGUUGAACCUCGUCCUGGCUGGGAACUGGUUAAGCCCGGCCCUCUACUUUUGGACUCGGCAUUAGAUGGCCGGGAGCCGCACCUGAGCAUCCGCAGAGGAUCCCCUGUGAAGAUCGAGAAACCCGUUCCCCGGAUCAACGGCAAUGGAAAGUUCAAGAUUCUGCAGUUAUCAGACUUGCAUCUCAGCACCGGCCCCGGAGCAUGCAGAGACGCAGAACCUAAGGACCAUAACGGCGGCAAAUGCGACGCCGACCCCCGGACCCUCGAAUUCGUCCAUCGCCUGCUCGAGGAAGAGAAGCCCAACUUCGUCGUCCUCUCUGGCGACCAAGUGAACGGCGAAACCGCCCCAGAUGCUCAGUCCGCCCUCUUCAAAAUCGCCGCCCUCCUCGCUGAGCACAAAACCCCCUAUGCCGCCAUCUUCGGCAACCACGACGACGAAGGCUCUCUCUCCCGCCAAGCACAAAUGUCUCUAUACUCGUCGCUCCCCUACAGCCUCUCCGAAGCCGGCCCCAACACCGUCGACGGUGUAGGCAACUACUUUGUCGAAAUCCUGGCGCACGGAAACAACAACAAACACUCGGCGCUAACUCUCUACUUCCUCGACACGCAUUCCUACUCACCGGACGAAGCCACCUACAAGGGGUACGACUGGCUCAAAGACAAUCAGAUCCGAUGGUUCAGGGACACAGCGACCGCACUCAAGGAAAACCACAAGCACUACUCCAAAACACACCUCGACAUGGCGUUCAUCCACAUCCCGCUGCCCGAAUACAAGGCCGCGGAUCAGCCUCGCGUAGGGGCAUGGAAAGAAGGCGUCACCGCUCCCGGGUUCAACUCGCAUUUCAAGGACGCGCUCGUCGAACAGGGCGUGCUCACCGUUUCGUGCGGGCACGACCACGUCAAUGAGUAUUGCGCGCUCGCGCGGAAUCAAAACUCAGGGGAACCCGAGCUGUGGAUGUGUUAUGCGGGUGGAGCGGGGUUUGGCGGGUACGGGGGUUAUGGCGGGUACCAUCGACGAGCGCGGGUGUGGGAGGUGGAUACAAAUGAGGCGCGGAUUGAGACGUGGAAGAGGGUCGAGUGGGGAGAUACGGGAGGGAGGUUGGACCCACUGAUUGUCGUGGAUGGGGGGAAGGUGGUUUCGCCCCCGGGGUUGCAGGAGCCGGAUACGGCGCAGAAGCAGGGGCAGCAGCAGCAGCAGAAACAGCAAGGGAGUAGGAGAUGA
Molecule: messenger RNA, 1722 nt
Organism: Westerdykella ornata
Lineage: Eukaryota; Fungi; Ascomycota; Dothideomycetes; Pleosporales; Sporormiaceae
Product: Metallo-dependent phosphatase
Exons: 3
Coding region: 1-1722 (573 amino acids)
Cellular component (GO): cytoplasm
Molecular function (GO): phosphoprotein phosphatase activity
Source: RefSeq, a predicted model, not a curated record